Messenger RNA from Microthlaspi erraticum, 507 nucleotides. NCBI's taxonomy places the organism in Eukaryota, Viridiplantae, Streptophyta, Magnoliopsida, Brassicales, Brassicaceae. The record is from the annotation of a GenBank genome assembly.
AUGGAGGAGGCUGAGUCAGAAGAAGAGAGGAGGAUGAGCUCCCCAUGUACCAAGAGCACUACAAUGCUCUCUUCUCCAUGGACUUUGUGGAGACCAAGUACCCACAUGAUGACACAUGAGGAUCUUGGAUCUUUGAGGAUGUGGAGUUGGUGCUCAAGAACAUGCAAUUGGCCAAGUUCUUUCUCACCGCAUGGAGUCUACAAGGAGCUCACUUGCAGCUUGGAGAUCUGUUUGGGUUCACUAUGGAGAAGGAACCAAUGGAACAUCAAGGAAGAAGAACUCCAAAGAGUUUGGGCUACAAUCGCUGAAGAGGGGUACUCUUCCUCAAGGUCCAAGGCUGCCAGAUCAGGAGCCCAGUGCUUGAGAUAUGUCCACAAGGCUCUUGCCAACACCUUCUUUGCAAGGAAAGGCCACUGGACAAUCAAUGAGGGAGAAGUGAAGCUCCUUGACAUGGGAAUCAAGCCCAUCAUCUCACGCACAAGGAUGGGAAAAGAUCAGAGGAGAUAG